UCCGACUGUGCGCAUGCGCAUCGGGCCGGACUACGGGGCGCCGCUGAGCCAAGUGGGCGACCCGGGCAAGGACGGGCUCUCGGGUCACGUGACACGGAGCUGGCCGAAUUCUGCAGGAGGCAACGCCAUAGCCUAGAGGUGAAAGUGCCACCUCAUGGAGACCCCCGCGGCCGCCGCCCCUGCCGGGAGCUUAUUCCCCUCCUUCCUGCUCCUGGCCUGCGGGACGCUGGUGGCCGCCUUGCUGGGCGCCGCGCACCGCCUGGGGCUCUUCUAUCAGCUGCUGCACAAGGUGGACAAGGCAAGCGUCCGGCAUGGUGGAGAGAACGUGGCCGCUGUGCUGAGGGCCCAUGGCGUGCGGUUCAUCUUCACGCUGGUCGGUGGGCACAUUUCCCCACUGCUGGUGGCCUGUGAGAAACUGGGCAUCCGUGUGGUGGACACACGCCAUGAGGUCACGGCCGUCUUUGCUGCUGAUGCUAUGGCCCGCCUGUCCGGAACGGUGGGCGUGGCGGCAGUGACAGCAGGCCCUGGCCUCACUAACACAGUGACGGCGGUGAAGAAUGCUCAGAUGGCUCAGUCCCCAGUCCUGCUUCUGGGUGGGGCCGCCAGUACUCUGCUGCAGAACCGGGGUGCGCUCCAGGCUAUUGAUCAGCUGUCCCUUUUCCGGCCACUCUGUAAGUUCUGUGCGUCUGUGCGGAGGGUGCGGGACAUUGUGCCCACCCUGAGGGCGGCGAUGGCUGCUGCCCAGUCGGGCACCCCAGGUCCAGUGUUUGUGGAGCUGCCCAUUGACGUGCUGUACCCCUACUUCAUGGUCCAGAAGGAGAUGGUGCCAGCCAAGCCACGCAAGGGCCUCGUGGGCCGAGUGGUCUCCUGGUAUUUAGAGAAUUACCUGGCCAACCUCUUUGCUGGGGCAUGGGAGCCUCAGCCCGAGGGACCACUGCCCCUGGACAUCCCCCAGGCUUCCCCGCAGCAGGUUCAGCGCUGUGUGGAGAUCCUGAGCCGGGCCAAGAGGCCCCUAAUGGUGCUAGGGAGUCAGGCCCUGCUCACCCCGAAGUCUGCCGACAAGCUUCGGGCUGCCGUGGAGACCCUGGGUGUUCCCUGCUUCCUUGGGGGGAUGGCACGGGGGCUGUUAGGCCGCAACCACCCCCUCCACAUCCGGGAGAACCGUAGUGCGGCCCUGAAGAAGGCAGAUGUCAUUGUCCUAGCAGGAACCGUGUGCGACUUUCGCCUAUCGUAUGGCCGUGUCCUCAGCCACAGCAGCAAGAUCAUCAUUGUCAAUCGUAACCGGGAAGAUAUGUUGCUCAACUCAGACGUCUUCUGGAAGCCCCAGGAGGCUGUGCAGGGAGAUGUGGGUUCCUUCGUGCUGAAGCUGGUGGAGGGCCUUCAGGGCCAGACAUGGGCCCCAGACUGGGUGGAGGAGCUGCGGGAAGCUGACCGGCAGAAGGAGCAGACCUUUCGGGAGAAGGCAGCGAUGCCUGUGGCCCAGCACCUGAACCCAGUGCGGGUGCUGCAGCUGGUGGAGGAAACGCUACCUGACGACUCAAUUCUGGUGGUGGAUGGCGGGGACUUUGUGGGCACUGCUGCCCAUCUGGUACAGCCCCGUGGCCCCCUGCGCUGGCUGGAUCCUGGGGCCUUUGGGACUCUGGGAGUUGGUGCAGGAUUUGCACUUGGGGCCAAGCUGUGCCGGCCGGAUGCCGAGGUCUGGUGCCUGUUUGGGGAUGGAGCUUUUGGCUAUAGCCUCAUCGAAUUUGAUACGUUCGUCAGACACAAGAUCCCAGUAAUGGCCUUGGUAGGGAAUGAUGCUGGCUGGACGCAGAUUUCUCGGGAGCAGGUGCCGUCUCUGGGCAGCAACGUGGCCUGUGGCCUGGCCUACACUGAAUAUCACAAGGCAGCCAUGGGUCUGGGGGCCCAGGGCUUGCUGCUCUCACGUGAGAACGAGGAUCAGGUGGUCAAGGUGCUGCACGACGCCCAGCAGCAGUGCCGAGACGGCCACCCGGUAGUGGUGAACAUCCUCAUUGGGAGGACGGACUUCCGCGAUGGCUCCAUUGCUGUAUAGGGCCUUGUGGGUCAGGAUGCUUGGCUGCCUUCCUGCGGCUGGACUGUGUCCAGCUGGUUUGGAGUCUCAUCAUUGCUUGCCCUGCGCCUAUCCCAUGAGGCCCGAUGACUCCACAACCUCGCUGAGGAGGGGAUGGAGGGGUCAAAGCUCAGAGAGGCUCCCUUGUGAGCUCUUCGACCCUCCUCUCCACGGACCCAACUGUGCCCUUUGUCCCCUCUCUUACGGAGACUGAAUAAACCACCUCUGGCCCACGUGGGCCCACAUACUCAGUCUCA
Messenger RNA from Mandrillus leucophaeus (drill), 2328 nucleotides. It is a transcript of the gene ILVBL, whose product is annotated as ilvB (bacterial acetolactate synthase)-like. NCBI's taxonomy places the organism in Eukaryota, Metazoa, Chordata, Mammalia, Primates, Cercopithecidae. The record is from RefSeq and is a predicted model, not a curated record. The coding region runs from base 155 to 2053 and encodes 632 amino acids. The transcript is spliced from 16 exons. Gene Ontology annotation, cellular component: acetolactate synthase complex. Gene Ontology annotation, biological process: L-valine biosynthetic process. Gene Ontology annotation, molecular function: acetolactate synthase activity; thiamine pyrophosphate binding; flavin adenine dinucleotide binding.